CAACAGACUUGUCACAUACUCGAUAUCCUUGCCGCAGCCCGCGUUGCAAUCCAAUCGCAUAUUAGUUGAUAGAUAAAUACCCCAACUCAUCCGGGGAUACAUUUCAAAGCAACAUCUACAACUCGAUUCGCAUUUCAUUCGUUGCGCAUAUAUAUUACUCCCUUGACGAAUUUCACACCCGACCCUUGUCUCCCAAAACUACCUACCCGGGCACUCCAUCGCAAACCGGAGAAAAGCCCCGACUACGCGCAUACUUUCUCCAUCAUGCCUUCAACAACGACGUCUUCAGGACCUCUAUUCUCCCCGGAGCUCAUUUCUCCUGCCGUCGCGGCGUCACUGCCUGAGGGCCACUCUCUCCGUCCUAUCCAGCGGACCGACUUUGAUGCCGGCUUCCUCGACGUUCUGCGCGUGCUCACAACAGUCGGAGAUGUGACGCGGGAGCAAUGGGAGGCGCGAUACGACUGGAUGGCGACUCGGGCAGACGAGUAUUUCCUUUUGUGCAUAACGGAUCCUACGGGGAAGAUUGUUUCGACAGGGGCAUUGAUUGUUGAGAGGAAAUUUAUCCAUAAUCUCGGCCUCGUUGGCCACAUUGAAGACAUUGCUGUCGCGCGGGAUCAGCAGGGUAAAAAACUCGGGUUGAAGAUCAUUCAGGCAUUGGACUAUGUGGCGCAGCAGGUUGGAUGCUACAAGACCAUCCUCGACUGUUCCGAGGCGAAUGAGGGUUUCUACGUCAAGUGCGGCUUCAAGCGCGCUGGCUUGGAAAUGGCACACUAUUUCGAACCCCCUAAGAGCAAGUAUGAAGCCAGCUAAGACUCUACUGUUUCAUGGCUUUGGGUGUAUAGAUUUAAUUUGGGGCGAUAGUCUCUGAAACGAGAGCGAAAAUCUGGAAGACAUAGACACAGAUUUCCCAAAGUAUCUGAUGCAUAUUGACUCCCUACGGACGCUACUUGGAAAGGGCAAAGGCAUAAAAUGUGCUUGACAUAUGAGGUUUUCGGGACGGAAAGCUGGACUUUUCACCGAGACGCUGAAAGACCUACAUAUCAAAUUAUCAAACCACUUACCGAUUUGUUUACUUUGUUUCUCCGUGAGCGAAAAUUCAAUGCAUAUGCCAAU
Xylona heveae TC161 is the source of this 1113-nucleotide messenger RNA. Its product is annotated as glucosamine 6-phosphate N-acetyltransferas-like protein. The record is from RefSeq and is a predicted model, not a curated record. Gene Ontology annotation, molecular function: glucosamine 6-phosphate N-acetyltransferase activity; monosaccharide binding. Gene Ontology annotation, cellular component: endoplasmic reticulum-Golgi intermediate compartment; endoplasmic reticulum; Golgi apparatus. Bases 265 to 810 code for a protein of 181 amino acids. NCBI's taxonomy places the organism in Eukaryota, Fungi, Ascomycota, Xylonomycetes, Xylonales, Xylonaceae. Gene Ontology annotation, biological process: UDP-N-acetylglucosamine biosynthetic process. The transcript has 3 exons.